Tachyglossus aculeatus (Australian echidna) is the source of this 2866-nucleotide messenger RNA. RefSeq names its product Cas scaffold protein family member 4 (gene CASS4). Lineage: Eukaryota; Metazoa; Chordata; Mammalia; Monotremata; Tachyglossidae. Gene Ontology annotation, cellular component: cytoplasm; plasma membrane. The record is from RefSeq and is a predicted model, not a curated record. Gene Ontology annotation, molecular function: protein binding. The transcript has 8 exons. The coding region runs from base 1 to 2751 and encodes 916 amino acids. Gene Ontology annotation, biological process: cell migration; cell surface receptor protein tyrosine kinase signaling pathway.
AUGGCGGUGGUCUCUGCUCUGAGUGUGUUACGAGAUGCAUUUCCCGCUGCAUCUCUGGAUCUCUGUGUGCCUGGAAGUGUCUCUGGGGGUCUGGCCAGGUCUCUUUCCUGCCUUGUCUUCUUCACCUGCCCUUUGAAGUCCCACUCCGAAAUGCAACAGCAAGAGUCAAGCUACAGUAACUCACCAAAAAGAAAUGCCUGGAGAAGGUUGCUCAGGGCUGCAGUCCUAUUACAAAAGCAGAAUAUCUUAGCAAAGGCGUUAUAUGACAACCAGGCUGAGUGUGCUGAUGAGCUAGCCUUCUGCAGAGGAGACAUCCUUAACGUUCUGGAAAAGAACGUCCCGGAGAGUGAGGGAUGGUGGAAGUGUUCUCUCCAUGGGAGAAAGGGACUGGCUCCCGCUAACCGGCUCCAGCUUCUCUCUGAUACCCAGGCUGGCAGGCUGUCUCCUCCUCCGGGGGCCUUGGAAGGAUCAUCCUCCAGCCCACAGAACUCCUACCAGGUGCCAUCUGAGCUCAAGCCUUCCCCUCCAGCAGGUGUGUACGAAAAGAUGGUUGGCUGGGUCAAGAAGCCCUCUCCACAACUGUCUCCAGCUACUUAUCAAGUAUAUGAACUACCAGAACCUUUGACUUCUGCAAAAAUAUUCAGUGAGCGGACCGUCGGCCUUGCCAAGCAGGCCCUUUUUACUCUCCCUAGGCCUACCCGGGCCUCAUUACCAACUAUUCACACCAAGAUAUAUGAUGUUCCAUCACAACAGUGCACUGGGCCCUUGUUCCCUAAGGAACUGGAGCAGCAUCAAGUGUAUGAUAUUCCAGCUGGCCCAGAUAAGGCAAGAAUCAGUGUUCAGCCAGAUGCUCUAAAAAGCAGUGCAUAUGAUGUUCCCCCUGCAAUCGCAAGAGGCCCCAUUCAAAGAGAUGCAACCUCUGUUAUUUGUUCACCAAUAAGGUCUCUGAGGAAAUGUGUCAAAUAUUAUAACACUUUGCCAACUCCUCGGAAACCAGGCUGGAUUUAUGAUGUUCCAGCAUCACCAGAAAAAACAGAUCUGAAGCAGGCCUCUCCGUUGAAUUCACCAGAAAAACAAACACCUUUUUAUGAUGUUCCCCCUGCCAGAUAUCCAUCCGGUUUACAUAAUUCUCCCAAAAGCAAAGAGAAGCUGUUCAAUCCACAAACAUGCACUGUUCCUUCAGUGCAGAAAAAGAUCUCUUUGCAGGAAUUUCCCAUCUACGACAUUCCAUCCUCCAGGGAUGCAAUACUCUUACAGCCGAGUGGGGACUACAAUGUUCCUCCCAGCUUUCUGAUUCCUCGGGUCGAACAACAGAACACCAAGCAAAACAUUUAUGAUAUCCCAAAAGGGAUGCCCCCUGCUUCCACGCAGAGGAAAGAGCCUGGAACAAGUGAUGGGCCUUCUGAAAAUUUUGCUUACGCAGUUCCUUCUUGGCUGGCCAAAGAUACUAAAUCGGCGGCCUCUAAGCCAUCCGAAUGUGACCGACUCUCCAUUUCCAGUCUAGACAGCAGGGCCAGCACGCUUUCUACCUGCUCAUCCUCUUCGACUGAUUCCUCACCUGUUUCCCCAUCAGAAGACCAAGUUAAAGAGGCUGCUGCCCUGGACCUUGAGUUGGCCAAAGAAACCAUGACAGGCUUGCAGCACAGGGUGGCUAGUUCAAUAGCUAGCUUAAUGAUCUUUGUGAGUAGUAAGUGGAGAUUCAGUGAAUAUCUGAAGGCCACUAUCGAUGAAAUCCACAGGGCUGCUGAUCAUAUCCAAGAAUCUCUGGGAGAAUUCCUGGAUUUUGCCCGGGAUAUCAGUAUGAACGCUGACAACCUCACAGAUAGUAACCUACAAACAAGAAUAAAAAAGCAACUACAGAUUAUUUCUGACUCCUACCAGAUUCUCCUAGAGACAAAGGAGGCUCUGAACAACUGCAACUGGUCCCUGGAUGUCCUUAUCACAGACAAACUUCAGAACAACCCGGAUGACCUAGAUAGAUUUGUCAUGGUGGCCCGCACCAUUCCAGAAGAUAUUAAGCGCUUUGCGGCCAUCAUCGUGGCUAAUGGGAAGCUCCUCUUUAAACCGAAACAGAAGAAAGAAGAGCCCUCAAAUCUGAACAUCAGCACUGAGUACAAAAUCGUGAAAUGCAUCCAGCUUCCCAGGAGGAGAGAAAUUGAUUCACACCAAAAUAAUAUUUCCCUCACCACACCAAGGGAAAGUCAACCCUCUUCUGACAUCUCAAGUGGAAACAGGGGAAAUAUCUGUGAAAAUGUUGAAUCACAGAAGUCAUUUAGUCUGGUACAGGAACAAAAACCCAUUUUGAAUCAAGAGACAGCAAGGAACAAAGACUCGAAAAGAAAGGUCUUCCUGACCAAGCACAAAGCUCCGAGUAAACAGGACUCAAAGAAGAAAGUUAACCUUUCAGAACACUGCAGACUCUACUUCAGUGGGCUUCUUAAGGCCAUCAGUGUGUUUAAUAGUAGCCUUAGCAGUAAUCAGCCACCCGAAACUUUCAUCGCUCAGAGCAAACUGAUCAUUAUGGUAGGACAAAAGCUGGUAGAUGCCCUCUGCCAGGAGACCCAGGAGAAGGAUGUGCGGAAUGAGAUUCUUUGCAAUAGCAGUCAGCUUUGUAGUCUGUUGAAGAAUCUGGCUGUGGCCACGAAGAAUGCUGCUGUACAGCAUCCUAACUUUGAAGCCAUGGGAGAACUUCAGGCUGCGGCAGAAAAUCUGACAAAGCACAUACUGCAGUUCCGAGAGACUCUGGAAUAAGAUGUUCUUAAAGCCAUAUGGUUUUCUCACUUUCGAAACAGCCGCCCCAAGGUUGUCCCAUCUCCCUCACUUCACAAUCCCUCUAGAAUUUACCUCUGGUUCUGUCUGAGUAGCU